GUGUCGUCGAACGCCACCAACACUUGUAAACACCAUGCCCAAAGGUGACCACCGACGCCAGCGCAAGACACCGUUUUCCGCAGAUGAAUCCUUGGGAUUGCCCAGCAGCAAGGAAGUCGCAUCACCACUUGAUGAGGACUCGAUGUGGGUCUACUGGACAUCCCGGGGUGACACAUGGGACGCGCAGCCGGCAUGCUGGAUCACCGACUACGUCCUCGGCCUCCAAUGCUUUGUAUCUUUCGGAUGCUUGCUGUACAUGACGUCGAUUACACGCCAAGACAUGUUUUGGAACGCCGUCUAUCUUGCGGCCAUGGGGUCGACGGCAACUCUCGGCGGCGUGCUCCAUCAUGUUGCUUACAAAGCCCAGUCGCGCUUCUCCACCGACGCCGGCCUCCAUCGACGACGCGUGUUUGGCUUACGCAUGACACAGCCCAGCGUAGAUCGCUGGAUUCGAUGGAUGUGGCGCUUUGUCCUGGGCUUGACGACGCUGGCCAACUUUGCCCUUGUUGCCGCCGCCGCCUCGCGCUACAUGAACCCCCACUGGUCCCAAUGGACUAUCUACAUCGCGGGCAUCGCAUACACAGCUGUCGCGGCGAUCGCAUUCGCGACUAUGCGCACCUCUAUCAUGCUCGUUGGAUUCCUUCCCCCACUAUGUUUCGGCUCCAUCGGUGCCGUCGCGGCCUUUGAGCGAGGCUGGCUCUGCGAGCUUCUCGUCCUCGCCUUUGCACUUGCUGGCGGCCUCAUACAAGCUGCGGAAGUGAGUCCGUCACGACAGCACUUCAACCACAAUGCGCUUGCUCAUGUGUGCAUCAGCGCUUCCGUCACGACCAUGGCCGUCCACUUGAGUGUAAUUGCAUAAACCAUACCUACCAGCCGAA
Aphanomyces invadans is the source of this 878-nucleotide messenger RNA. RefSeq lists its product as hypothetical. The record is from RefSeq and is a predicted model, not a curated record. Bases 35 to 859 code for a protein of 274 amino acids. The transcript has a single exon. Lineage: Eukaryota; Oomycota; Saprolegniomycetes; Saprolegniales; Verrucalvaceae.